This is a messenger RNA of Ambispora gerdemannii, 432 nucleotides long. Lineage: Eukaryota; Fungi; Glomeromycota; Glomeromycetes; Archaeosporales; Ambisporaceae. The record is from the annotation of a GenBank genome assembly.
AUGACUGAAAAAUUAAUAAUUACUUCACAAUCUUCUGCCAAAUCUGAUAAAAAAACCACUCCUAUUACAAGUAAUAUUACGGAGAAAGAUAAAAAUACUAAAACUACUUCUCUUCCGAAUAUAUUUGACAAUACUUUUAACCUUCCUUCCCAAACUGGUUCUAAUUCUUUGGCGGAAAAAACUUCUAAAAUAUUUUCGCAAUCUACUACGCCUACUUUUACUACUUCUUCACCUAAUAUAACAGCAACUAAUAAUUCUCUUGUUUUGGCUAUUGGUGUUUCCGCCGAGGCCACCGCACCGACAUUCAUGACCAUAACAAUGGCAACCUCCGCUACGAAAACCACGUGGACAGCAAUUAUAAUCUCGUUGUCCACAGCAACAACAAUCGGGAUUUUCUCCCCAAUAUCAAAGAGAACGAAAAUAAUCGCUUAA